UCACAUCAAAUAUCCGCUGCCUCCCCCGCCAUCACUUUAAUCCUUGGGUGUCUCUAACAUUGUCUCUCCUCUGUCUCUUUGUUUCUGUUGAUUUGAGGUAGCUGCUGGUUGUUCUUCAGUGACACAGCUCGUGUGUGCAAUUUCUUGUUGAGGGUAGCUACAGUGGAUUAACAGAUGUUCUUGGAAAAGUGUGCCAGUGAGCUUGCAUCAUCUGUAGAACUCUAUCCUCAAAAUUUCUUAGGAGAGUGUGAGGUUGUUUUAAUUGCUACAGUUUAUGAAGUGCAAAUUUUUUCUUCCCUUAAUUUAGGCGCGCGUACGUUAUAAUGUGACAACCUCUCGAUUUCUCGCCGCUUUUUCAGGCUUAGAGAUUCAGUAAGAGACCUGAUAUUUAAGCAUGUAAUGACUCGGAAACGAGGUUGGGGGAAGCCUGAAGGAGUGGAUGGAUCUUCAUGUUUCAAGUGUUUUGACGCUGUUGACUAGACCAUGAGUUCUACGAGGGUCUACAUUGUUGGAAAGUACAGAAGACGAGAGCAACCUUGGAAAGAGUAUGAGAUUCGCCAAGACGACCCAGAUGUUAUUAUUGCUGCAAGGUCUUGUGCUGCUCGAAGUUGUGAAUGCACAGACAGGGUUCACAAGUCUCGUGUGUGGAGCUCCCUCAGAUUAUAUCUCUCAAAGUGACGGCAUCUCUUGGACAAGUGAUACUGCUUUCGCUCCGCCUAUCAGUAAAACAUUCAGCUUACCCAGUAAUUCAUCCCUCCGUACACUGCGGUCAUUCCCUCCUGAUGCUAGCAGACCUUCAGGAAGGAGCUGUUAUAGCAUUCUUGUUCCGUUUGGCCUCAGUCUUGUGCGAGCGACUUUUACCUACGGGAAUUAUGACACUCUCAAUAAGCCCCCAGUGUUUGGAGUGUCUAUUGGAGCAACUAUGUUUAGCACGAUAAAUUUCAAUACGCAAGACCCGUGGGUUGAGGAGAUGAUUUUGAAUGCAGCAGAGGUGCAGACCUUCUGUCUUAUUUCUAUGGAUGGAAUCCCUGUAAUUUCACUGCUCGAGUUUCGUCCACUUCCACCAGGAGCCUACAACCAUGCAAGUUCCUCCCUCGGGGUGGCGCUAAAGAAAAUAUACCGUAUUGACUGUGGGUCAGAAGCCAUGAAAAAUACGAGGUACCCAGACGACAACUACGACAGGAUUUGGAACUCUGAUCAAUACUACCUUGACGCAAGCACCUCGAGUACUCACUCAAUUACACACGACUUGAAUACUUCGGCAGUAGCUGAUGCAGCCCCUAUGACUGUACUGCAAUCAAAUCGAUUCAAUUUCCGCAAUCAGUCACUAUCUUACAGUCUACCCUUAGCCAAGCCGAACGGAAAGUACCUUAUGAACACAUAUUUUUCGGAGCUGCAUGGUGCAGUUGGUCCAACUUUCAAGCUUUCUGUAAACGAGGCAGUUCUAAUGACAGUAGGUGGAUUGCCCCCUCUGUCAGUCUCUGAGUUCACAGUGACGCAGGCCGCAAGUUGGUGGUGGAAUAUCUCCCUUCUUCCAGUGUCAGGGGCUCCACUAAUCAAUGCUCUUGAAAUUUAUGAAACCGUGCAGUUGCAGCACAUAUCUAAUAAAAAGGAUGCCAGGGCGCUUAACUUGAUAAAGCUUAGCUUUAACGCCCAGAAUAUACUGCUAGACUGGUCUCUUGGCAGUGAUCCAUGCUUCCCAGUUCCAUGGAGAGGGAUCUCUUGCGAUACGACAGGCAUAGUAACUUCUUUGGAUCUUUCGCGUUCCCAAUUAUCAGGUGAUGUUGCUGGCCUGUUUCAAGACUUUACAAGGCUUGAAUAUUUAAAUGUAAGUGGCAACAAUCUCUUUGGGCGAAUUCCAGACCUUAAAGGGCGUUUCCAAAGCUUAAAAGUGCUUGAUUUAAGCGAUAAUCAACUUACUGGUACCCUUGAUGGAUUUGCAACCUUGAAUCUUCACUACCUGAACAUUGCAAAUAAUCAGUUCUCGGGACCUAUACCAGAAAAAUUUGACCAGCCCGGCCUGGUAUUAAUCACGUUGGGGAAUCCCUGCAUCCAGUACGCCACAAAUCCCUGUCCAUCUGUGACAGACCACAAACCACAACCUGUUGGUAUAUCCGCUAGAAGAUCUGGACAUCACUCAAGGUCGCUGGUGGUAGGGGUCGUGUCUGGAACAUUGGCAGCCUUGCUGGUCAUUGCAGCUGCCGGGAUCAUUUGUUGUCACCGCUACAAACUACAACGAGAAUUAAUGGAUGCUUCCGAAGAAGCUGGAACGGUUAACAUUCUAGAAAAAGACCUAACACUAGACAUGGAUGCUAAGAGAUAUUCCUUUCAAGAACUUGAAAAUGCGACCAAUCAUUUUAAACAAACUUUAGGGGAAGGCAAUUUAGGUCCCGUUUUCAGAGGCAGAUUAUUAGAUGGAACGGACGUUGCCAUCAAAAUGCGGUCAGAUGGUUUACAACUCAAUGCUGAUUCAUUUCUGAAAGAGAUAUCGUUUCUGUCAAAGGUGCGCCAUCAGAAUCUGGUGCUUUUAAAGGGGUAUUGUCUAGAGUGCAAGAAACAGCUUCUUGUCUUCGAGUUCAUGUCUGGAGGUUCACUCAAGGAUCAUUUAUACGGUUCACUGUCAAAGGUCCAACCCAUGAGCUGGGAGCAAAGGCUCACUUCAGCGCUAGGCGCGGCGGCUGGACUAGAACAUCUGCACCGUGGAGGUGACUUAAAGACCAUACACAGAAACGUGAAGAGUUCGAAUAUCUUACUAGGACUCAAUUAUGUCUCGAAGGUCUCUGACUUCGGCCUUUCGAAGCCGGCUGUGCACGCUGAGAAGACGGAUAUUUCAACCUUCGUUAGAGGCACAGCAGGCUACCUUGAUCCUGAGUAUUUCAACACGUCGCAGCUUACUGACAAGAGCGAUGUAUUCAGUUUUGGAGUUGUCCUUAUGGAGAUCCUUUGUGGACGGGAACCUCUUUCCAGUGACUGCGCUCCUGAGGAAUACAACCUUGUCGCAUGGGUUCGACCAGCUCUAAUAAAUUCGAUUCCAAAAGGUGACACCUCAGUAGUGGAUAAAGCAUUGGGUAACCAAUUUAUACUGCAGAGCCUGACCGUUGUUGCCAACGUCGCUUUUCAAUGCACUGAGAAGGAGGGGGCUAAUAGGCCAACAAUGACCGAGGUGGUGAGGGAACUCAAACGGGCCUUAGAUAUUGAAUAUCUUCUCCCAAGCAACAAGUCUUCACCUCAACAAUGUGUUCGAUCUAUUCCGAAAAGCAUUAACAAACAGAAAUCUUGUCAUUUCGCGGAAAUAUACCCUUCCCUUUCUGAAAACAUACGUCCUAUCCACUAAUAGAAAUUGCUCCAUGAGGAGCUCCACUAUUAACUGCCUGGAAUAUGCUUGAAACUCUUGUCAAAUAUGAUUCAAUUGACGAAUUCUGUAAUUUUCUUGAGUUAAGAGAGGCAGUUGUGGAGUGCGAGAUACUCUACACUGGCCCAUUAUAGAAGUAAA
This is a messenger RNA of Physcomitrium patens, 3493 nucleotides long. RefSeq names its product putative LRR receptor-like serine/threonine-protein kinase At5g48740. The record is from RefSeq and is a predicted model, not a curated record. NCBI's taxonomy places the organism in Eukaryota, Viridiplantae, Streptophyta, Bryopsida, Funariales, Funariaceae. Gene Ontology annotation, biological process: protein phosphorylation. Gene Ontology annotation, molecular function: ATP binding; protein binding; protein tyrosine kinase activity.